GGCCUAUAAGAUGGCUGACUAAGCAAUAUUCCCUUGAAUUUUCGCCGCUUGCAUUGAACUAUGUCAGAGUCCUCCAUAGACCCACCGUCCUCGAAACUUGGUACCAAAGCUCAUUGGGAUGAUGUCUAUUCAUCGGAACUUUCGGAUUUCGAGGAGAUCGGGGACGAAGGAGAAAUAUGGUUCGGCGAGGAUACUAUGGAGAAAAUGGUCGAUUGGACGCUAGAAAACGUACCCAAAAAUCCUUCUCCAUCCAUUCUCGAAGUUGGCUCAGGGAACGGUGCACUGCUCUUUGCGCUGCAUGAAGCAGGAUAUAACCCCGAUCGGAUGUACGGCAUCGACUACAGUGCAGACGCAAUCGCGCUUUCAAAAGCGAUCGCACAGUCAAAGGAAUCAGAAGACGCCGAUCAUAUAAGCUUCACUGUGUGCAACUUCCUGCAGGACUUCCCCGCAUUGUCGGGUGGCGGAGGCGUUGCAGUCUGGGAUCUUGUACUCGACAAAGGAACCUAUGAUGCGAUGGCCUUGAUGGAGAAAGAUGAGCACGGUCGUUCACCGGCCGAUGCUUAUCCGUCACGCAUCGCUCAAGUCGUUAAACCGGGUGGACACUUUCUGAUCGUCUCGUGUAACUUUACAGAGGGGGAGUUAAGGGGAAAGUUCGAAGUGUCAGGUCUCCAAUACCAGAACUUUCUGAAAUUUUCUGUUGCACAGUUCGCGGAUAGAAUUCCCGAGUUUCUCUUUUGGUGGAAAGAGCGGGAACGUGUACUCUAGCGUCGCAUUUCGCAAACUGAACUAAAACGUGCGCGUGUUGAACGCGAGGCAAUAUGAACGUGCGAUAAGACCUUAGGAUGGAUCGGUAGGCACCUUUUUCCGACUAACGGAAGGCCAAAAGGAUGGGCAGGUGGUCGUCCAGCUGGAGAAUGGCGAACAUACCUCGUACCUGGUACGUACAGUUCGCACGAAGGAGGCAGAACAAAUGCACGGUAGUAGUAUUCAGUUUACCAAAAAUAUCACGAUUAUAUUUAUGGUCGUCGUACU
Somion occarium is the source of this 1032-nucleotide messenger RNA. NCBI's taxonomy places the organism in Eukaryota, Fungi, Basidiomycota, Agaricomycetes, Polyporales, Cerrenaceae. The record is from the annotation of a GenBank genome assembly.